Molecule: messenger RNA, 1056 nt
Organism: Fusarium sp. VM40
Lineage: Eukaryota; Fungi; Ascomycota; Sordariomycetes; Hypocreales; Nectriaceae
Source: the annotation of a GenBank genome assembly
AUGAGUAUUCAUCCAUUCCUCAGGAUGGAGGGAACAUCUGAAAGACCCUUGGGACAAGUUCCAAACCCAACACACACCUACCAAUGCUCAACUCGGCCCCAAACCCCACCAGGCUCAACCUCAGGAAGCCCUCGAGUGAAGAUUGAGGAAUUCACAAUACUUCCUGGACUACACAAUGUCACAUCACCUCAAGGGAACACACCCACAAGACUCCCUAGUCUAGGAGAGUUUGACCAAGGAGUAGAGGCCCUCAUUCGAGCGCAUGGUACUGCACAGACUUGCUCCCCUCAAUCUUCACUCCACCGAAUCGCCCGUAACCCAACUGCUCUUGAGCCCCUGAGAACUAUUACUCAACCUCAACCAUCGUGGUCAUUGAAAGACCGCUCAGCCGAUGACUCUGCCAGUAACUACCCUGUGUCGAGGAGGGGGACCGUCACCAGCACCAGCCAAUACCCUAUCUCUCCCGACUAUUGUCAACAAUCUAUUGCAGGCAGCUAUGGCAACACAGACACAUAUUAUGGCUAUGCUGCCAGCAGCCCUUCUAUUCAAGGUCUCCCAAGCAUGAGCUGUUACCCAAGCCCACCACCGGAUGGUGGAGAGGGCCGACAUAUCAACCAGAAGUACACGACAGAAGAGGGCGACUACAUCAUCUACGCCUGGCACGACAAGAAGAUGAAGUGGCUACGUAUCAAGCAGGAAUUUGCUGCCCGAUUCGGAAGGACCCCCGAACGUACCGUUCAAGGUCUUCAGGCCUGGUACUACCGUAUGAACCAACGCAUACCUGUCUGGGACCAAGAUGGCUGGCUCUGCUUCGACAACGAAGACGAUCUCGAACCUCAACAUGUCAGCAUCAAAUGUCGUGAGCGUGACAGCCAGGACAAGCCCACGGAGCCCCUUGGCAUCGCCCAACGAUACCCAGAACGAGCUAUCCACUACUCCUGGGUUGACGCAGAGACCAAAUUCAAGGCCCGAGAUUGGGCUAGCAAGCGAGGUUUGCAAUACCGCGAGAGGCGAGAGCGUCGUCGAAGAAAGGAGCAGCGACGAUUGAAGUUAUGA